This is a messenger RNA of Aphanomyces astaci, 2498 nucleotides long. RefSeq lists its product as hypothetical. Lineage: Eukaryota; Oomycota; Saprolegniomycetes; Saprolegniales; Verrucalvaceae. Bases 43 to 2388 code for a protein of 781 amino acids. The transcript is spliced from 4 exons. The record is from RefSeq and is a predicted model, not a curated record.
GAUUGCGGCACUUUUGGCGGCGGAGACGAGGUUGGUUGUAGGAUGGCGGAUGUGUUUGCGCAGUUCACGUCGACGCCGCUGAAGCUCAAGGCAGCGGCGGCGGAGCAUGCCAAGCCAUCGCCAUGGAACUCGACUGCCAAGUACACGCCAUCGAAACGACCUUUGGAGGUCAGUGUGAUGACGUCCACUGCAAAGCCCACCCCGUCAAAGCGACCGUUGGAGGACAGCGUGUUGUCGUAUACCACUCCUUUGAAACACAGUCGCGUGACAAGCAGUGGAACACCUCGCGUGCCGCCAUCGUCUGCGAGAAAGGUGGCCACGCCUAGCACGAUAGGUCGACAAGGACGCAGUUCGUCGGCGCAGAUCAAUGCCCGUCCACGCGCGGCUGCGAAGGAAGGCGCGGGUCCCGCCGUCGAGACACGCGGCGGGGUACAACCACCGCGGCCAGUAGACUUGGUUGCAACUGCCCCCCGUGAAAACCCAAAUCUCGUCACGUCACUUCGUACGACCCGUCCUGCCGUCGCUACACGACCUACACGGUCCCAGCCAUCUCGCAUCACCCGACGUACUCUACCCAAAGGUCCCCCUCCUCCUCCUCCUAUCCAAGCGUCAACAUCCUUCAAACGACGACCUCCUCCUACUACGCCGUCGACAGAUCAUUCUUCGCAACACAAGCGACCUUCGCAGCCUCUCCCUUCCGUCCAACCCAGUUCCACCUCCUUUCGAUCAUCCACCGAUCAUACUGCUACGUCAAAACCAAGCUUCCCUCGUCAUCGAGCGCCGUCGUCCCUUACCCAGCGUACUUCGAAACCCUCCAUUUCCAGCCGACUUGUCCAGUCCAAGCUGCCGCCGCCGCCUCUAUCUGCGACACGGUUUCCAUCGGAGGCGGCCACCACUCGACCAGCUCUGACACGGAAGACGACACUGGCAGCGAAACAAGCUUCGGGGCAUGCGAUGUCCAUGCGACAGCGCCGCCAGCCCUCAACCACGUCACAGGCGACGACCGCGAACAAGAAUCGGUCGGGCUUCUUGCUCAAGCCUGAUGUGCCAGCAACGACCCCCCCCGCCGUGGUAUCCCCACAUCAGCCACGUUCUCGUGGCUCCGUUCUGGAGCAACUUGGCCCGCCACCGCCCGCCUGCGACACUGUAUCCCCAAACCCGAUCCUUCCUGCUGCUACUACUGCUCUACGUUCCAGCCCCACCACUCGGACCUUGGGUUCUAGUAGUACUAGUACUACUACUAGUACGACGACGACAAUUCCUCUGUCCCAAGUCGAAGUGGAGCAGUUCCAAGCCGACCUGGUGGCGUCCAACACUGUCGCAGGCCGAGUGUUUGCAUCGUGCUGGGCUCAUGGCUUGGAUUUGAGCGUAUUUCCAUGGCAAUUGCAUCUGUUUAUGCCACUCGUCGACUGUGAACGGCUGUGUAGCCACUCGCCACCAACUAACGGACCAACUAACGAACCAACUAACGAACCAACUACUACCCGUCGUCGCAAGGCCGUGUCGUUUCAGUUUUACGAUCUGUCGGUGGUCGAACUUCAAUACAUUGGGGAACGAGGUACCACCCAGCGUAUCGAAACCAUCUUGUACCAGUGCGAACGCGUGGCCAAUAAACUUUCCAAGCUCAGUCCUAGCCAGCUACACCAUAUUCAGUCGACGUUGCUCCAAGUCAGCAACCAUCCGUCGGAACUGCGCGCGGCGGCCGCGUACUUUGGCCGAGUCAUGCAGAACCCGCCAGCUCUUGUGCUAAACCACAUCUCUCAGCUAUCGAAUUCACUCGCACGACACUAUUUGCGGGUGAUUUUCCUGUACUUUGACGACCGAUUGGCCGAGGACAAGACGUCGACGGUGACGCUGCCACGUCACUACGCGCACCAGGACCUGGGCGCGGCGAUUCAUCGGGCUUUGGCCGAUCGGUUUCUGUACCGGACGUCUCAAACGACCCCCCAAGAGCGAUAUUACUAUGCGACAAGUGUCGAGUUCUUGUACCGAGCGAUCCGAUUGGUCCAGCACACGACCAAAGACGCGUAUUUGACCAGUUUAGUGCGCAAACUCCAGAUCGUGUGCGUCCGACUCGUCCAGUGGGAUUGCAUAGACGAAGCGCACUUGUUUCCGCUGGCGUCCGUUUCAUCGUUUGAAACCUUGCUGCGAAACGAACUGACCAACGUCGAUAUGAAAAAAGUACGGCGCGAGUACGUCGUGCCUUGUUCGCCGAUGAAAUCGCUUGCCUUGCCGGACCAAGAAUCGACCCCCCUCAAGGAGAAAUAUCGGUCAGCAUCUUCGUGCUUUGAGUGCAAAGAAACAUGGAACGACUUGGCCACGACCGUGCAAUGCGCUGCAUGCGUCAAACGAUUCCAUCUCAAGUACUACCAACUAACGACCAACUAACGACCAACUAACAACCCUGGUAGGUGCUUGUACUUGUCGCCGUCGUUCCGGAAUCUCUCGGGCACGUACAAGUGUCCGCACUGCCUCUAAUGACGUUGAAUUAAUAUCAU